CAUGGAAAAAUGAUCCGUGUUAGAUUUUCGGUGUUGGAAGUACUCUCCUUUUUACUACUAUCGCUCGUUGUUCUUGCGCUCGGACAGCAACAGGCGAAUCAGCCAUGUAUCCUCCCGAACGGAAGAGCUGGACGAUGUAUCCAGCUGGAGAAUUGUACCGAGAUAGCUUGGCUAGUGAACCGUAAAGUAUUAUAUCCUGGAGAACCGCAAACGAUUACAGCCGUAUUGAGUGCCUGUGGAAGUGAUGGAGAUUCAUUGGAUCCGAUCGUUUGUUGUGAAGCCCCAGCGUUAUCACCAGCAAGAAAAAUGAAACUUCCAGUGCUUUGCGGUACGACCCGGGAACAUCAACCCACAUAUCGUAUCGUUUCGGAUGCGACAGACGACGAUAAUGUUCACGUGUGGGCAGUUCUUUUGGAGAUUAAUAAGACCGACAGCAAAACCCCCGCCCGAUGUGCGGGAACCUUGAUCCAGGAACGCUUCGUACUGACCGCAGCUCAUUGUGUAUUUAAAUUACCCAAAGAAAAUAUCAAGCUGUUUUUUGGCGUAUCCAAAAUUAGCAAACUGCAGCAAUGUUUGGUACUUGGUGAAUGUCAGGAGCGCGGUGCUGCAGAAUUCAUCAUUCAUCCAGAGUACAAUCCUCACGCUCGGGCAAAUGAUAUAGCACUUAUUUGGUUAAAUAAUACGGUAGACCUCGACAGCGUUGUGCCAGCUUGUCUGCCGCUAAAUUACACUCUCGACGAGAGCGUAUCCCACGAAACACGUGUUCAUUCGGUUGGCUGGGGCAUAAACGAAAGCGGUGAGUAGCCUUUGCCCUCUGUCCAUACGCAGUGUACUAAAAGUAGUUUUCUUCUGCAGGAAAUUGGAGCGAUUCGAAGGGUGUAGUAUUGUUGAAUGUUAAA
Anopheles moucheti is the source of this 899-nucleotide messenger RNA. Its product is annotated as CLIP domain-containing serine protease B15-like. Gene Ontology annotation, biological process: proteolysis. Gene Ontology annotation, molecular function: serine-type endopeptidase activity. The coding region runs from base 10 to 804 and encodes 264 amino acids. Lineage: Eukaryota; Metazoa; Arthropoda; Insecta; Diptera; Culicidae. The transcript has 3 exons. The record is from RefSeq and is a predicted model, not a curated record.